This is a messenger RNA of Blepharisma stoltei, 1242 nucleotides long. The record is from the annotation of a GenBank genome assembly. Lineage: Eukaryota; Ciliophora; Heterotrichea; Heterotrichida; Blepharismidae.
AUGGACUUUUUACAAAUUCCAGCCUCAUUUCAUACUCCAGAAGAUAAGAAGCCUAGUCCAAAAAUUAUAAAAGUCCGCAGGAGGCUUUUAACCCCUCAAAAUCAAGAAGCAACAGUAAGUCAAAAAACCUUUAAUGUUGCUCAUAAAGUAAGCAAACCUCAACCAUCUGAAACUCCCCUUCCUGGGUCAAUCGAAGAAGAUUUUUUAUUAGAAUCUUCAGACAAGCCAAUUCACUUUUUACGCAUAAAAAAUCCUAAAACAGGAAAAUUUGAAAUAAAUCCCCAUAUAUUCACCCCAGAAUCUGAAAAAAAAAUCCUCCGCAAUUUUUAAAAAAACUUAUAAAAAAAUAUAUUUUAAUAAUAAAAUGCAUUCAAAAAAUGUUUUAAUCCUCCCAUAACCCCGAGCAAUAAAGAAAUUUUAUCUAAAGCUAAAAAAUGUGUAACAGUUAUCAGUGCUGCUGAAGUGCUUCAAAAACCUGUGAAGACUUUAAGCUUCCAAAAUUUAUCAAGAAAACCAACAGUAAUUGUAAAUCCAGAGGUAAAAUAUAAGGAAAAAAUUCAGCAGAUUAAAGAAGGCAUGAAAAAAGAAGCAGAAGCAGAAGAAAGAUUGCUGAAAUCAUUAAAAACAGGCCAGAGAAUAACUGAGACAAUGCAAAAACAUUCUUUAGAAAAUUACUACUCAACAAGCCACUCUUGGCACAAAAUUUCUAAUUUUCUAUCACACAAGCUGAAAAAGGAGCCCCAAGAUUUAAGGCUGAACUCAGCCCCUAAUUUUAGACAGAAAAAAGAAGCAUGUGAGCUGCUAGAUAAAAUAGUUCCAUUGAAAGAUAAAUAUGGAGUUUUAGCUUGAAAUUUAACACUUAGACAGUGGCCAAAGUCAGACGUUCCUGGCGAAGUGUGAAUUCCUAUAGGAGGGCAAUUAAGUGGGCUAUACACCACGAUUAGACACAGAAGUAACACAAGUCAAGAGUUUAUUAGAACUGUAGGAUCACAUUGCAGUUCGAGAGGGAGCUUAAGAAAUUCUCAAUAUUUUAAGCAAAAGCUCGAAGAAAACCAAAGUAAAGACCAAAUUUUGCUUGACAAGGAAUUGGACGAUAUGAUGGUUCUAGGUGAAUCAAAAUUCCCUAUUGAAAAAUCAGCUGCAGAAAUGAUAGGGGUUAGAUUUUUAGCAACUGAUAUAGGGAACAAUGUGAUGCCUGAACAAACAAUUGAACUGAAUUAUGAAGUAAAAGUCAAAUAUUAG